GCUCCAUACAAACCACACCCAAACCUAAACCCUCCACAACUAAACACAAACAACGGCAAAAAACACUUCACCCAUCCCAUGGCCCACAUAAGCUCGCUCUCGGCGAUGUCACUCAUCGUCAAUAAAAUGGUUGGCACAGGCAUCUUCCUCACUCCGUCAAUCAUCCUCCAAUACUGUCAAGGUAAUGUAGGCCUAUAUCUCCUGCUUUGGGUGAUAGGCAGUUUGGUGAUCGCCUGCGGCAUUCUCAUCUACUUGGAGUUUGCACUCCACCUUCCCAUCAAGAAUGGUGGAGAAAAGAACUACCUCCAGCGCAUAUUUGAUAAACGGCUCAUCGGCUUUGUAUACGCUUUUCAGAUUGUGUUACUCGGAUUCAGCUCUGGAAACUCCUAUGCUUUUGGAAAAUACAUUCUAUAUUCGAUAAAUGGCGACUUGGGAAACGAGAGCCUGUUGAACAACUUCUACGUCAAAGCAAUCGGAGUUCUUUGCAUAUCUUACUGUACCUAUUUGCAUAUUUUCCACCAUCACCAGUCCAACAUCUUUUUCAUUUUCUUGGGAGUGUCCAAGAUCUUGAUUCUAUUGUUGAUCAUCGUUUGUGGAGCAUUGGUGUUUGUGGGAGCCAUUGACUUGCCACAAACCCACAACUUUUCACACAUGUUUGUGCUGGACCUGCCUCCCAACUACUACUCGAUUUCGGUCGCAUUGCUUGAAAUCAUCUAUUCCUUCAAAGGUUGGGAAAACGUCAACUACGUGCUCAGCGAGACCCGUGAUCCAUACAAGGUGUUGACGCGCCUGGCACCGUUGGCGGUUCUCAUUACCACCGUGCUAUACUUUCUUGUCAUUUUAAGUUACCUCGUGGUGAUUCCCAAACAGGAAAUCAUGUCGAGCGGUGUACUUAUAGCAGGGAUUUUUUUCAACAAAAUAUUCGGCCAGAACAUCACCUCGCGUGUGUUACCACUUCUCAUAGCCGUGUCCAACUUUGGUAACGUGUUGGUAGUGUCGUACGCCCAUUCGGUGGUUAAUAAAGAGUUAUCAAUUGAGAACUUACUUCCUUUCAGUAAGACGUUCACUCGCUUUUCCAAUGCCUUGCUUCUCCACUGGCUCGUCACGGUUGUGGUACUAGUGCUCCCACCGUCCGCCGAAAUCUAUGAGUUCAUCGUCAACUUGUACAUAUACCCAGGCACAUGGAUAAACAUCUUAUUGACAGGAGGCCUCUUAUACUUGAGGUACUUCGACCCUACUUGGUCCGCCGAACACAGCGAGUUCGACCACUUACUUGCACCAAAGACCACGCGGCGUAUCAGCACUCCGGUGAUACUUAUAUUGGUAUUUUUGGCAGCCAAUUUGUUCAUGGCUCUCUUUCCGUUUUUGCAGCCACCCAACUAUACCCUGCAAAUACCGUAUUGGUGCUUCCCGGUACUUGGAACAGGCCUGCUUGUUCUUGGGGCUAUAUACUACCUCUUUACCGAACGGAUACGGUGGUAGCUGUAAUUGCCAUCAUCCUUUCAUCUUUAUAGACUUUACAAUAUACUACUCCACCAA
Messenger RNA from Yamadazyma tenuis ATCC 10573, 1539 nucleotides. The record is from RefSeq and is a predicted model, not a curated record. Lineage: Eukaryota; Fungi; Ascomycota; Pichiomycetes; Serinales; Debaryomycetaceae.